Molecule: messenger RNA, 2891 nt
Organism: Cynara cardunculus var. scolymus (artichoke)
Lineage: Eukaryota; Viridiplantae; Streptophyta; Magnoliopsida; Asterales; Asteraceae
Product: puromycin-sensitive aminopeptidase-like
Exons: 28
Coding region: 182-2713 (843 amino acids)
Cellular component (GO): chloroplast
Molecular function (GO): zinc ion binding; metallopeptidase activity
Source: RefSeq, a predicted model, not a curated record
UCUUCCAUCUGCAAAAUUUGCAAAUACCAUCUCUAAAUACCGGCAUUAUCAUAAUUCAGAGAUUACACAUAGGAGCUGCCGAUUUCCAUACCAUUCKUUGUCGAGAACAAAUCAAACCAGUAGAACACUCGUUCGUUCCGUGGCAACAGAUUCUUUGCCAAAGUCGGUUGAAGAAUCGAAUAUGGAUGCUCCUAAAGAGAUCUUCCUAAAAGAUUACGAAUUACCAGAUUACUACUUCGAUACGGUGGAUCUGAGUUUUUCGUUGGGCGAGGAAAAAACAAUCGUGUCAGCAAAAAUCAGCGUCGCUCCUAGAGUUGAUGGUGUCGGGUCUCCGUUAGUUUUGGAUGGGACUGAUCUCAAGUUGGUUUCGGUUAAAGUUAAUGGCAACGAGCUGAAGAUGGGAGAUUUUCAUGUUGAUUCACGACAUCUUAUUCUCACAUCGCCUCCAAGUGGGAAUUUUGUCUUGGAAACACUCACCGAGAUUUUACCACAGAAGAACACAUCAUUGGAGGGUCUUUACAUGUCUUCGGGUAAUUUCUGUACACAAUGUGAAGCAGAAGGUUUCCGGAAGAUAACAUUUUAUCAGGAUCAUCCUGAUAUUAUGGCGAAAUAUACUUGUUGUAUUGAGGCCGACAAGUCAUUGUAUCCGGUGUUGUUGUCUAAUGGAAACCUCAUCGAGCAAGGAGACCUAGAGGGCGGCAAGCAUUUUGCUCUUUGGGAAGAUCCGUUCAAGAAGCCAUGCUAUCUUUUUGCUUUAGUUGCCGGACAGUUAGAGAGCCGAGACGAUACUUUCACAACGUGUUCGGGUCGUAAAGUUGCCCUGAGAAUAUGGACCUCGGCACAAGAUCUUCCCAAGACGGAACACACCAUGUAUUCUCUUAAAGCUGCCAUGAAAUGGGAUGAAGAAGUUUUCGGUCGUGAAUACGAUCUUGAUCUCUUCAACAUUGUGGCCGUUCCAGAUUUCACGGGAGCCAUGGAAAACAAGAGCUUGAACAUCUUUAAUUCGAUGCUUGUUCUGGCAUCACCUGAAACCGCAACGGAUGCCGAUUAUGCUGCAAUUUUAGGUGUCACUGGUCAUGAGUACUUCCACAACUGGACUGGCAACAGGGUGACAUGCCGUGAUUGGUUCCAAUUGAGUUUGAAGGAAGGUCUUACCGUCUUCCGUGAUCAAGAAUUUUCAUCCGACCUGGGCAGCCGUACAGUAAAGCGGAUCAGUGAUGUUUCGAAGCUUCGUAUAUACCAAUUUUCACAGGAUGCGGGUCCCAUGGCUCACCCCGUUAGGCCUCACUCAUACAUUAAGGCUGUAACUUGUGAAGAUUUCUUUGCCGCUAUGCGAGAUGCUAAUGAUGCGGAUUUUGCUAAUUUCUUAUUAUGGUAUUCGCAAGCUGGAACUCCUGUCGUGAAUGUUACUUCUUCUUACGAUGCUGAAGCUCAUACCUUUUCUUUGAAGUUUAGCCAAACKGUGCCUUCUACACCAGGGCAGCCCACGAAAGAGCCGAUGUUCAUUCCUGUGUCGGUGGGACUUCUCGACUCAUGCGGCAAGGAUUUGCCGCUAUCAUGUAUCUAUCAUGACGGGAAGUUAGAGUCCAUCACAUGCAAUGAUCAGCCCGUCUACACUACAGUUCUAAGAGUUACAAAGGGUGAAGAAGAAUUUGUAUUCUCUGAUGUGCCGGAGAAGCCUGUUCCGUCUCUGUUGCGGGGUUAUAGCGCUCCUAUUCGCCUAAACUCUGAUCUCACAGAGAAGGAUCUCUUUUUUCUUCUUGCUCAUGAUUCAGAUGGAUUUAAUCGUUGGGAAGCUGGACAAAUAUUGGCAAGGAAAUUGAUGCUGAGCCAAGUUGCUAAUUUCCAAAAGGAUAAACCGUUGCUUCUCGAUCCACAGUUCGUGCAUGGUAUCAAAUGCAUUCUUUUAGAUUCAAGUUUGGACAAGGAAUUUAUCGCGAAAGCAAUAACUCUCCCCGGUGAAGGUGAGAUCAUGGAUAUGAUGGAAGUAGCGGACCCGGAUGCCGUCCAUGCCGUUCGAUCUUUUAUCAGAAAGCAGCUUGCUUCUGAAUUGAAACAAGAGUUCCUAAACCUGGUGAAAGAAAACCGGAGCUCGGAAAAGUAUGAGUUUAACCAUGCUAAUAUGGCAAGACGGGCUCUGAAGAACAUGGCCCUUGGUUAUCUUGUAUCUCUUGAUGAUCAAGAAGUGAUUGAGCUCGUGUUGCAUGAAUACUUAACCGCCACAAAUAUGACGGAUCAGUUCUCGGCUUUGGCAGCUAUUGCCCAGAAACCUGGUCAAACCCGUGACGAUGCUUUGGCCGACUUCUAUAAGAAAUGGCAGCACGACUUUCUCGUGGUUAACAAGUGGUUUGCGCUUCAAUCCACGUCGGAUAUUCCUGGGAAUGUCGAAAAUGUUCGGAAACUUCUAGACCAUCCGGCAUUUGACCUAAGAAAUUCCAACAAGGUGUAUUCGCUGAUCGGAGGAUUUCGUGCCUCGGCGGUUAAUUUCCAUGCGAAUGAUGGGUCGGGAUACAAGUUUUUGGGAGAACUCGUGGUGCAACUCGACAAACUGAACCCUCAGAUUGCAUCUGGGAUGGUUUCAGCCUUUUCUAGGUGGAAGCGUUAUGAUGAAACCCGACAGAAUCUUGCCAAGGCACAGCUGGAGAUGAUCAUGUCGGCUAACGGGCUGUCGGAGAACGUGUUUGAGAUCGCGUCAAAGAGUUUGGCGGUUUAGAACUGUGGUUUGAAGAAUCAAAGUGGCAAAAAUCAUAUACAAGUGAAUUAGAGUAAAGGUAGGUGUUUUAGUUGUCAUGAAUCAAACUGGUAAAAUGGCAACACCAUGAAUAAUGUUUUCACUUGGUUAAUAUUACUUAUUAUUAAUUAAAGAGUUUUUGCUACUUUUUUCGAUUAUA